AUGCCUGGCGUUCAUCUUCCCAGCCGUCUAGGCUCGCUCAGACGCAGCGAAAAGAGCAAAGGCAAACAACCCGCUACGGGCCUUCCUUCCAAUGAUCUCGAUGCGGACUGCGACUUUGAUCCCCGAGUAUUCAACCCUUUCGACCAACCUGACAUGUCCCUCACGGCCGAUGGACGACUGACAAAACCCUCUCGACUCGAUCCCUAUUCUAUCGUCGACUCUCCGCAACAGACGCUGACUCAGUAUCUGGACGCCGAUCUCCAAAGACGGAAGACUUUAAGAGCAGCAGCAUCUCGCUCUCAACGUAAUGGAGGCGAAGGAAGUAGUUCUGGACCAUCACAUCGACGAAUUCGCGCUCUUCGCACAGACGAUGGAGUUCCUGGAAGCUUGAAUGACAUUCAACAACCUCCUCAGCGAGGAAUGAGACCGGGUCCAGUGUCCCAUAGGGCUUCUAGAUCUGUCCGUGAAGGAACCAAGGACAUCAUGUCUUCACCACAAACCAUCCGACGAGUUUCCGUAUCCCGUACGCUUGGUAAAAAUGAAGCUCACAUCGUAUCGCCCAGCUUCCAUAGACCCAUGCCAGCAUUGUUGGAAACAUCCGGAGAGCAGCUCUGGGCUACUGCCGAACAGAUAUUGGAGCCGCGAUUGAUCCUGCCAAGACCGAUGUCAUUGAAUGAAUGUCUGGAGAGCCAUCUCCAGCGACGCACUUCGAAUCGAAGCCCAGAUAGUGGGGUCUCUGGUGUCUCCACCACUUCUAAGGAGGACUCGAAGGGCAAAUCGAGAGUCGGUGACCAUCGGCUUUGCAAAUCCGGCCAAGAGAUUGAUCCAGCAAAUAUAUCACAGACAGACCAGCACCUGCGAGGUCGUCCUCGCACGCGACAGAGAAGAUCUAAAUCAUAUUCCUGUCCAACUAGAAGCAGCGAGUCUUGGCUGGAUAGUACCGAGGCGCGACGUGGUCGACCACAACGACGAUCUGAUGAUCGCCCAAGGAAGCGAGAUCGCGCCUCCUCAACUGAGCGAUAUCAGCAGUGGUACUUGAAAGAGAUCCAAGAAGAGCUCCAUGCUCGAGGAAGAUUCGCAGUCAUUCUUCAGAGGCAAGAAAACUUGAAAGAAGAAUUGCUUGAAGGACAUCUCCAGCGUAUCUUGGAUUCUGCUCGACGUGGCCCAGAUCCAAUAUACACGAGCGAACUUACGGCGGACCUCACUGGAGCUGGGUACGAUAAGAGGAGAUGGAUCAGAAACAAAAUACCGAUCAGGAUUCACGAUGUUCGCCAGUUGAAGGCCGUCUCCUCAAUACGGUGGACGCCAAAAACAGAAGCAACAAUGACAUCCGCGCGAAUAGCGGAUGUAGAGGAGACUGGAGAAGUCCAUGUAAAGCUCUCAGACAGGAUCAAGAUAGGGUGGGCCAAAUUCCGGGCGAAAUCUAAUCAGGCAGAGAUUGAGGAUGAUAAAGUGCAUGAAUGUCUUGUUGGAAAACAUCAUCCCAAGCUAUGCCAGGAAAAUCGGUUAAGACGUCAAGUAGGGGCAAUACCUGGGAAGAUUUGUUGA
This is a messenger RNA of Mollisia scopiformis, 1548 nucleotides long. RefSeq lists its product as uncharacterized. NCBI's taxonomy places the organism in Eukaryota, Fungi, Ascomycota, Leotiomycetes, Helotiales, Mollisiaceae. The record is from RefSeq and is a predicted model, not a curated record. The transcript has a single exon. Bases 1 to 1548 code for a protein of 515 amino acids.